AUGUCCCAUGAAGAUUAUUCUGAGGAUAAUAAUGAUAACCAUAUUGAUCAGCUUUCUGAUAUGUUUGCUAAUUUAGACAUUAGUAACCUUAAUAUUAAUAAUAAUACUAGUAUAAACCCUGUUUAUUCCCCAAGACCUAUAGAAAAGUAUUAUUACAAGCGUCCCUCACCGCAAGAUUUGCUUUUUGAGGAGUCAGAACCUUUCCAGAAUUCUUAUUCAGGAAAAGUCAUUUAUGAAUGGAAUGUUGAUGGUCUUAAUGACAAACAAAUUAUAGAUACAAUUCAUAGGAGGAUCACGUACUCAGCUGUUUGCAAGCAACAUGGAAAUUCUGAUAGUUCAAUAACAUCCUUUAUAACAACAGGAUUUGUUGGCCAACUUAGAGGCUGGUGGGAUCAUUAUCUCACUGAAGCUCAAAAUUUAGAGAUUCUUAAUCACAAAAAAAUCGUUAAGAGCUAA
Molecule: messenger RNA, 456 nt
Organism: Lathyrus sativus (Indian pea)
Lineage: Eukaryota; Viridiplantae; Streptophyta; Magnoliopsida; Fabales; Fabaceae
Source: the annotation of a GenBank genome assembly